Molecule: messenger RNA, 6731 nt
Organism: Drosophila yakuba
Lineage: Eukaryota; Metazoa; Arthropoda; Insecta; Diptera; Drosophilidae
Gene: mtd
Product: TLD domain-containing protein 2
Exons: 18
Coding region: 2333-5794 (1153 amino acids)
Biological process (GO): response to oxidative stress
Cellular component (GO): nucleus
Source: RefSeq, a predicted model, not a curated record
AUCGUGGACCUUUGAGCGUGGAUGUUUGAGCAACCAGAAACGCCUGCCGAUUAUAUCAGAAAGGCUAACAAAUAUAAAUCAAAACAUAGAAAAAGAGCAAAGAAAUAGCGCUCAAGAUUUUUGCAAGAAAAAAAAUCAAAAUGCCAGCUCAAUAACCUCAAAACACGCUUAGUAAAGAACACGGGGUUUCAUUCUUGAGUUCGCAAAGUUUUUUCGGUUCCCCAGCUGUGUGUUACAUAAAUCUCAGUGAUUGUGUUAGUGUGCGAGAGAGUGCUCAUGUGUGUGUGUGUGCGACUCACAGCAACCGCAGCUAAAAUAUAAAAAUUUCCUAAAAAUUAUAGAAGAGCAACUUCCCGAUUUCGGUAUAUUCUUUAUGCUUAGUCAAUUGGGUACGAGCCCAGUAGCUGUUUCGGUGUCAAUUACGAGAAAGUUACUACUCAAAAGAGUACUGAGAAACAACCACUUAGAAAUCAGCCAAGCAGCCAGUCGAAGCAAUGUUCGUCUCCCAUCAGAUACCCAAUAUCUAAUAAUAAAUAAUAAUAUAAUAUUGAUAUAAAUUGAUAAGAAUAUGAAUUUACGAUGAUGCUUCUAAUAAGACAAAAUAACGCACACAAAUAACCAGAACCCAACUCGAACAUGCUACAGAGACAACACCGAACCCAGACCUCAAAACAAAAACCAAUUGCGGCACUAUCAAAUUAGAAUAAGAACACAAAUACAGAUCCACACUGAACAAAUAUCAAAUAGAACAAAUGUGCAUAUUGCUAAUUAAAUUACAAAUAGAUAAAGCUAAUUAAGCAACAAUACAACAGACACACACAUGGCUAGCGUAUAUCCAGUCCUACCUUCCAAAACUCGUUCGCCCCAGCUAAAUAACAUAGAUAAACUUGCAGUAUACCGCCACUUUAAGCAGCAAGCCCACAACACUAAACAGAACAUACUUAGCAAACACGGGAGGAGAACAUAGAUGUUAAAACCGAAUUACCAAUAUCAAACUAGAUUGCCUUGCUCCCCGUAUAAAUGUCUACCUAGAUGUUGAUUGUUUUAACCCGUAUUGAAAGUAAUGAACAUCCAAUCCUGCUAUCUGUGUGCCUUCGAAUGUGCAGUAAAUGCAGCUUCUGCAUCGGCCGAGCACGCUAUGCCUAACAUCUUCUAUGCCACCUAUAGCUAACCCGACUGCAGCUACUCGACCAGGCAGCCACAUGUAAAUACAGACUACACCUACCCGAACAGAUCAGAUCAUAGAUCAAUUUUCAGUUCUUGAGUUCUCAGCCAUUGGAUUUCCCGAUACCGAUACACUCACACAUUCCGAGCCCAGAAUCCUGAACUCCCGCGAAAGGCGACGACACAAGAGCUGAAAUGUGCGUUUUUCCUUCCUUCAAAACUUGAAGUAUUUUCCACCACCUGUAUCAACUUUCAGUCUCCCACAUUUCUCCAAAAUAUUUUCCUCCCCCAAGAAUUAUACUAUACUAUAGCUAUAAAAGGCAUGCUGCUUGCGAUCGCUUAUGGUUCUUAUUCGGCUCUAAUAACACUUUAUAAUCCGUUCAUAUAUUAACCUUGUAAAGCCAGAUAAAAGUCUACUCUACAUCUUAAAGAAAGCAUAACAUAUAUAUCAAGUUUAAAUACUUUCCUAUUUUAUUCCUUUGGGCUUUGAACAUACAAGUGCGUAAACUACUCACCUUAGAAUAUUUAUUUAGUUUAGUUUUACACAAUAUACAGAUAUUUAAUACCAACACAUUCCUUAUACCUUUUAAUAUUUCUUACAACCUCUAAAUGUUAUAUUUCCAACUCUGUUAUCCUCCUACUAUACAAUUUGCUUUGAAUUCCAUAACAAACUAUUACUAUCCUACACCAAAGAACAUUAAUGCUAAUAAAUAUUAUUGCCUCAGCACUAUCUCCCUAUCCAUAAAAGAAUAUCCCAACGAAUGUUUAUCUCUAAGUGUCGCGUAUGCAAAGUCAAUAUUUUAAGAAUCGUUUUUCUCUACUGUUUUAACUGUGCUCUUUUUAAUAUUUUACUUUGGUACAUGUCUACCCCUCGAAUAGCCAACUUUUACACACCGUUAAUACUUUUUGGCUCUAUGUGCAAUUAAAAUCUCAAUAAACGCACCACCUAAGCAACAAAAUUAAACUAAAACCAAGGUAUCAAAGCAAGUUCAACUCGCUCGCUCGUUUUCUUCAUCUAAUACCUAACCGAAAGCAAAAAAGAGCAAGCUUCAGAUAAUUGGCUCCAAUUGAACUAAUUGUUUUAUGCUUCUAAUUGUUUUAUGCGAAAUUUCUAUCGAUAACUAACCGCCAAACCAAACCGCACAAUUCAAAUUGAAAUCGAUCCGUAAUGUCUCGCGAAAACUCCCCUCGUCACGGCUCCUUCCGCCGCACUCUCAAUAGCAGAGAUCCGUCGGCAGGGACGCCGGGCUCCGGAUCGGGAGCGGGAUCGUCACAUCACCAGCAGUCCAACCAGCACUACCACCACCACCAGCCGCCGAUCAUGGAGCACGCCGGCGCGCAGAUCUCCACGUCCGCCUCGAACAUAGCCACCGUGCUGGAGGAUCAGCAGCUGCCGCCCUUGACAGGAUCUGGACCCAGUCGCCAAAGAUCUCUGAGGGAUCGGCUCAAGGACGGCAUCACCGGUAGCUUUUCCUGGCAGAGCAAAUCGCGAAGCGUGGAUCACGGCCUGGCGGCUCCAUUCGACUUGGACUCGCUCCGCUCCAAAGUGGAGCAGCGCUUCGAGAGCGUCGACAAACUAUCAAGGCAAAAGUCUUCAUUGCCCACCAUACCCACCAUUUCCUACACCGUGGGCAAUCGCGACACCCUGACCUCCGUGGCCGCCCGGUUCGACACCACGCCCUCGGAGCUGACCCAUCUGAACCGGCUGAACAGCUCUUUCAUCUACCCGGGCCAGCAGCUGCUGGUGCCGGACAAGAGCGCCAAGGACGACGCCUUCAGCAGCUCCACCAACGACGCGGACGGGGCCAGUCUGUCCGGAAAAUCAAGUCCGGUCGAGCGCAAGCUGUCCGCCGACGAGAGCCGCGAGAAAGACAUACUCGAGGGCCUGCGCCCCGGAUCCCCAAAACCUGGACACAUUGAGCGCGUGGGCGGCAGUAGCCAGCAGCAGGCGGAGGAGGAGGCCAACAAAAGCGACGACCCGGUGAUCACCCAGCGCUUCCUGAAGAUCAAUGUGCGCCACAUCACGGACGGACAAGGCGUUGUGGGCGGCGUCCUUCUGGUCACGCCCAACGCCGUUAUGUUCGAUCCCAACGUCAGCGAUCCGCUGGUCAUCGAGCACGGCCCGGAGAGUUACGGCGUCAUUGCGCCAAUGGAGCUGGUGGUCAACGCCGCCAUUUUCCAUGAUAUUGCACACAUGAGAGUGGCCGGAGGAGCAGGUCAGAGCCUGAACUCCGGCUCGGGUGACGCGGAGAAGCCGGAGAUUUACUUUCCCAAACCAGUAUUAAUCGAAGAAGACUCCAAGGAGCUGGGCGAAGACGGUAAUAAACGCUUGGAUGACAUAGGGUCGCUGGAGAUCGCUGACGACCAAGAGUCGCUUUGCUCCAGCACUGGACGCGAUGGCGACGCGUUUCCCAAAGCCUUCGACCGCGAACGUGUAGAGGACUCUUCUACGGAAGCCAAAGAUAGCUCUAAGACUGACGGUCUAGACGAUGAAGACAAGAAGGCCGGUCUCGGCCUUUCCAGCACCCGCUCCACCCUUGAGGAGCGGCGCAAGAGUUUGUUGGAUCACCACUGGGCCAUUCCGAGCAAAGACCGAUCCUCGGAAGAUGAGGGCGACAACGAGUCUAACGUAACCGUGGACAGCGGUGCAAGAGUCAAGGAUCUGCACUCGGCCAAUAGCUCGGUCAGCGGAGUACCGCUUAGCCAACCCCCUGUGGCUGCUGUUGCAGCUGACGCAGCGGUUGGACCCGCCGUUGCUCCUCUGCCUCCCUCGGGCAUCGACCUGGAGCAUUUAGAGCAGCUAUCCAAGCAGUCGUGCUACGACUCGGGCAUCGAUAUCCGCGAGCCCGUUCCGAACGUACACCCGAUACCAAAGAAAGCCGUCUACAGCGAUGCGGACAUUGUUCUCAGCUCCGACUGGGUACCACCGAAAACCAUUGUGCCGACGCACUUCAGCGAGUCCCCGCCUCGCAGCACCGUUCUCGGGCAGAGUCUCGACGCCGGCACAGGAGGCGUCCGUAAAAAGACCUCAAGCGUGAGCUUUAGCGUCGACGACGAGGCCGCUCAACAGGCUCAGGCCCAGGCGGCUGCACUGGCUGUCACUGACAAGCAGGCGGAGAAAAAGAGCAAGAUGCUAAAACGUCUCUCAUACCCCCUGACAUGGGUGGAGGGCUUGACUGGGGAGGGUGGAGCCGUGCCGCCCGGGGGCGUGGGUAUUGGAAGCCUGAACAAGUCAGGAGACACAGACUCGGCACCCAACACGGGUGACUCCAACCAAAGUGUAUUUUCGAAAGUAUUCUCAAGCUCGCCCAUUACUCUGGUUUCAGAGCUGGGCGGGAAUCUUUUUUCGAAAACACCGUCCGAGGACUCUGGUGGCUCACCUGUGCCGCCAUUGACUCCGCAUUCGACUCAUUCCGAGGGUCACAUGACCUAUGGACGUUCCUCAAUCGGUACCUUUAUUCGUCCUCACUCUUCAGAGGGCACUUCGUCCAGCACUAAGCUGAAGGAGGCCAAGCAGGCGCCCAAACUGGACUACCGCUCCAUGGUCUCCAUGGACGACAAACCGGAACUCUUUAUUAGUGUGGACAAACUCAUCCCACGACCGGCUCGAGCCUGCCUUGACCCACCAUUGUAUCUACGCCUGCGCAUGGGCAAGCCCAUUGGCAAGGCCAUUCCGCUGCCAACCUCUGUCAUGUCCUACGGGAAGAACAAGUUGCGCGCUGAGUACUGGUUCAGUGUGCCAAAGAAUCGCGUUGAUGAGCUCUAUCGCUUCAUAAACACCUGGGUUAAACACUUGUACGGUGAGCUGGACGAAGAGCAGAUCAAGGCGCGUGGUUUUGAGCUGAUUCAAGAGGACACCGAGUGGACUAAAAGCGGCACUACCAAAGCCGGCAUGGGAAGCGGCAGCCAGGAUGGCGAGGAGAUAAGCGAUCUGACCCGCGAGUCCUGGGAGCUUAUAAAGGCACCGUUCGCCAAGACCUACAAGAUCAUUAAAACGGCAUCGCAUGCCGCAUCGCAUGACCUGGAAAUGCUGGGCGGCGAGGUGCUGUCAAUGAGCACAGAUGAAUAUCGCAAGACCUCACUCUUUGCCACAGGAUCCUUCGACUUGGACUUCCCCAUACCAGACCUGAUCGGCAAGACAGAAAUUCUUACAGAGGAACAUCGCGAGAAGCUCUGCUCACAUCUGCCGGCUAGAGCCGAGGGAUACUCCUGGUCCCUGAUCUUCAGCACCUCACAACAUGGUUUCGCACUGAACUCCCUGUACCGCAAAAUGGCUCGUCUGGAGAGUCCAGUUCUGAUUGUCAUUGAGGAUACGGAGCACAACGUAUUUGGUGCCUUGACCUCCUGCUCACUGCAUGUGUCGGACCACUUUUACGGCACCGGUGAGUCCCUGCUCUACAAGUUUAACCCGAGCUUCAAGGUGUUCCAUUGGACUGGUGAGAAUAUGUACUUCAUCAAAGGCAACAUGGAAAGCCUUUCGAUUGGCGCUGGAGACGGUCGUUUUGGCCUUUGGCUGGAUGGGGACCUGAACCAGGGACGAUCGCAGCAAUGCAGCACAUACGGCAAUGAACCUCUGGCGCCACAAGAAGACUUUGUUAUCAAAACACUCGAAUGCUGGGCAUUUGUUUAAGUGAAUUUCUGUUGUCGUCAACAAACAUAUUUAAGGAUGGGAGCGAGGGCCUCCUGUCGACCUAUCUAUCUAAAUAAUUAUAUGUACUUGUACUAAAAACCAACAACCUGAGAAAGAUGUCAAAAGCUGGUGUGCGUCCAAGAAUCCGUCGGAGCGGUCCACACAGCCCGAACCCUAAAUCACUUGAAUACACCAACACCACAUCAAAAAAGGAUCUGCUUUAAAGAAAAAUGCUUCUGAAAAUUCGCUUCUCGGAAGCAAAUGCGAGUUAGCUAUGCGUUGGAACGUAUUAAUUAUUUAGUUUUUAUAUCAUAUAUUAUUAAACAAAAGCAACUAAAUUAUGUGUUAGACUUAAACAAAACAAAACAUGAAAAAACCGAAAAGGCAGACUAGCGAAAACAGUUGAGGAUAAAAUUAGAGGUCAUCACACAUCUCCAUGAAUAAUAUGGCACACGCUUACACCCACAUACGCUCACACAAACACAUUAAGUUUAGUUCUUAUUAACGAAAAUUAUAAACAACAAAUUUUGAGAAGAAACUUAUAGCAAAAAGCAGGUUUUUAUCAUUUAUCGUGUAAAUUUCUCUUGUUUGAUUUCAGUUUGAAUUUAGUUUCGACCGAUUACUUGCUAAAGUUAUUGAGAACAUUGUGAAAGAGCAAGCCAAGGAGAUGAGAAAAAUAAAAAGAAUGUCGAUAUAUUUUUAGUGCAAAAAUGCUGAUUGCAAGUAAAACUAAAGCAAAGAUAACUUUAAACAAUUUGACACUUAUGUAUAUGUAAAAAAGAAGAUGAGAGCGAGCGUUUUAUUUUUUAGUUUUACACGAUAUACAUAUAUUUAAUUAUGAUUAUUUUUAUGCUAAUGAUGUUGACUUCUACGCAAUUAUACUAAAACUAAAACAGAAACAACACCAGAAUGAAAUACACAUUAUUAUACAACCAAA